This is a messenger RNA of Hydatigera taeniaeformis, 3657 nucleotides long. NCBI's taxonomy places the organism in Eukaryota, Metazoa, Platyhelminthes, Cestoda, Cyclophyllidea, Taeniidae. The record is from the annotation of a GenBank genome assembly.
UCCCCCUUGAGUCUCUGUUGCAUUGUUUUCAACUUUCUGUCGGACUUUGCACAACAGAACGGUACUAUGUUUCAAAGCAAGGCUACUCUUCCUGACGGGACAAUAGAAAUAACUGAUACGUUACCAAAGCAGGAUUACUACAAAAGCCUUCGGCGAAGUAGUGUCAGCUCACCUGGUUCUCAGUUUACGAUAAACAAUAGCACCAACGUGUAUGACGCAACAAGUGGAUAUAGAAAGUCAAAAGCGAUCGAGUACAAACCGUCAGGAAAGCAAGUUCAAUGUUCUGUUCUUAUGCUGGAAGGCAUAGAGCAAAUAUACACCAUUGAUGUACGUCUAUUUGUUACUUUUAUAUUUUGCAAGUAUCAUACAUUAACCUUAGUUUGUGCGAAAUUACAACUUGAACUUCUUUUUCUUUUCCGGUUAAUAGUCAAGAAAGAAAUCAGAAUUGGUGUAGACAAACAUUUCUACGGCAUCCACCUCUUCAAGUUGAUAUGCGAGAAAUUGGAGCUAACAGAAACUGAGUACUUCGGCUUCACUUAUCGAGGAAACCACAAUGUAGAUAUGUGGCUGAAAAUGGAUGAAAAAAUUACGAAACAGCUUGAAAAAAAUCCCUGGAAAUUUGAAUUCCGGUUCAAAUUCUAUCCGGCUCAUCCUGACUGUCUGAAAGAUGAUCUCACGCGAUAUUUCCUGUGUCUACAAAUUAGGCAAGACAUCAUCUGUGGCCAACUACCCUGCUCUUUCAACACCUACGUUAUCCUCGGUGCCUAUGUUAUCCAAUCGGAGGCAGGGGAUUGGGACGCCGAGGCCCAUGAAGGCAUUGAAUACCUCUAUAAUGUGCCCUUUGCACCAAAAAAUCUGCAAACCUCUGAAAUGCUUAUACGGAUAGCCGAGCUUCAUCAAAAACUAAAUGUUGGGGCUCUUCUGUCCCCCCUCCGAGAAACGGAUGCAAAGAACAGAGCAUACUUUUAUGCUAUGCAAAAUUUCAUAUCAACAGUGGAAGCUGAUGCAGUAACUUGCAAGCAAUCGACAUGGAUACCGACUAGGCUCUGUAAAAAAACCAUAUUCAAUGACAAACUAUUUUCCUCUUCAUUUUCCAGAGGUCGAACACCAGAGCAGGCAGAUCGCAUGUUCCUUGAAAACGCUCGACGGUUGGCCCUUUAUGGGGUUCAUCUUCACCGUGUUAAGAGUCCCACCGGAGAUGAUCUUUCUCUGGGAGUGUACCAUUCGGGUGUGCUGGUGUAUCGCGGUCGCCUGCGUAUGCAACGGUACACGUGGGCGCGCAUAGUGGAACUCUCACAUAAGGGCAAGGACUUCGCCAUGGUUGUGCGCCCUGUGAUCUUUGAUGAGUACAUUGAGUCGCCAGGUGGGGGCUCAAGGCGUCGAACCAGUGUUUCAUCCAUUAAAGGAAACUCCGCUGCUGAGCGUGGAAAUGCCAAGCAACGCUCUCGCUCUGCCAAGCCCUCGUCGGCCACCCAGCGCAAUAAGACCCUCACCUUCAAGUGUCUCAACAGUGAACUCGCCAAGCGACUCUAUGAUGUGGUCAUCGACCACCAUACCUUCUUUAGACUUCGAGAAAGUGGCAGUUCAAGACGGCUAAAUUUGCAGCCCGGCUUCGGCACAAGAAAGUACCAUUACAACAGUCGACCUCAGAUCUUUGACGACAACGAAUCGGGUGUCUGGACGCUCAAUAGAGAUGGAGGACUUCCACCCACUGGCAGCAUCCGUCGCGUGGCUGCUCAACGAAGGCCGGAGCAGUAUGACAAUACCAAAGGACAACUAGUCCUUCUUUUAAAAGGAACAGGAUUCCGGGCUCCCUACGCAACCGUAGAAGACGCUGAUAGCAUAAGAAAUGGCUAUCAAGGGGGUGUAAACACAAUUGGGCCCCACGAGUCGUCAGUGUUGAUGGAAGAAUCGUACGCACCUGUCAAGUCCUCUCACAUCACUACCCCGGUCACCAACGCCGCUCCUAGCAACUCCGUUAAGUCUCCUAUGGAUUGGAUGUUUGCAUCGGAACGCCAAACCCAGAGGGUUCGUCGGAUGUCCCCACCACCGAAUGUGACACCUCAAUUGCCACGACCUGAGCUUAGCCGCCAGCACUGGCAAAUGUCGCCCGCCGACUGUACACAGGGCCUCGGCAUGGACUUUUAUGGCACAGACGUGGCUACCAUGAUGGACGCCGGAUGGCAGUCAACUUAUUCUAUACGCAUUGGCUCUAAAACUGUUUCUUUGAAAGGCAUUAAUCUUCUCCGUGCAUCGCUUUUUGACCGUUUCUCUUCCUUGCAGGGGAGUCGUACAAAUAGGGGAAUCAAGGGACCAGGCGCCUACUACUAUGAAGUGAGCGUUCUUGAAGAUGGUGAUGUUCGUGUCGGCUGGUCGACAAAUGACGCUUCUCUGAUGCUCGGAAUGGACUCACACGGGUACGGCUACGGGGCUGCCGAAAAUGGUAAUCACUUCCAUAAUGCGAAAUUUGCACUUUGUCCUGCUAUAGGUGAAGGUUCUUCCAUAAAGCAGUCGACAAUGGGAAGACUCGUUCACAAUGGAAAGGCCCACGAGAUGGGUUUCCCGGCCUCCGUCACUGAUGUAAUCGGUUGCUUCCUCCAACUGCAAAAGAGUUCCAGCGGUGACGGUUUAGAAGGCAACGUAAUGUGGUCACACAAUGGCCAGUUGGUAACCUCUCCCCACGCCAACCUUGUGUUCAUACCACCCGAAAUCGCCACUGAAUCGGCAUUUUUUCCAAGCAAUGCCCUUCCGCCAACGCGGCGUCCAAAUCUCUUGCAGCCUACAUUAGCAAGCAGCACAGCUGUAUCUUUGCGGGAUGCUCGAGUAUCGUUGAACUUUGGUGAGAAGCCAUUUGUGCACGCUCCUGAACAGAUCUCGGGUGGACGGGUGCGGUGGAUGGCACCUGUAGAGGUGCCUGUCGAGCAGAUGGUACAGAACACCAAUUCUGGUUGGCGUAUCAACCAGUUCGACACAACGUCUACUCUCAACCUCGUCAUCUCAGAAGACGGACGUAUGGCUCAGGCCAAGGAAAACGAAUGGCAGGGCUUCCGCGCCAACAAGGGCGUGUUUGAGGCGGGCAAGUACUACUACGAGUUGGAGAUGGUGGAGGACUGUGGAUACGCGAGGGUUGGCUGGUCCCUUCCCACUGCAGACCUUCAACUUGGGGCGGAUAAUCUUGGCUACGGCUUUGGUUCCGCUCCGGAUGGUAGUCCAGCAAAGAAGGUCUUCAAUGGUGAAGUUGAAGAUUACGGCGUCAAAGUGAAGGCUGGUGACGUGGUGGGCUGUUUCCUGGACCUCGACAACGGCUUAAUCCAGUGGUCUGUAAAUGGUGAGGUGCAACCACCGGCCUAUUAUAUGGACUCCUCCUUUAUCACCCACGACAAGACCAUCUUCUAUCCCACUGCUUCUCUCUUCUGCACCACGCUGGAGGUCAACUACGGUGAUCGACCCUUUAAAUAUCAGCCAUCGGAGGAAUGGUAUCCUCUAUUUGCAGCCGCGGAUGAAUUCGUGCAAGACUCGCCCAAAUGGCCUGUUGACAUCAAUGCAGUCUGCCAGCCACAUUUAGUCACUACACAUUUCCACACUGAAGACUGGUCAUUGGAUAUUACUGCCCUCACUUAUAACACCAUGCAUGUUGUUGACUUUAUUUACUACUGA